AAAUAAUCACCAACAGCACUGUACCUGAAUCUCCACCUACAUCCCUCUUUCCUGCCAAACGCAAUAUACCUAUAGAAAAUCUGAUCCGUUCAAUAAGUGAGACCCAGUAUAAAUAUCUCCUAUUAUGAAAAUCAAGCUGAUCCACCCAUUAGACAGACCACAUAUAAUUUUGAGCCAUCAGUGGCAUGGCCCACCUGAUGGUUGCUCCAUCUUAGCUGUCUUCCUCCAUUUUGGGUUACAUUGACCCUCAAGAAAAGCCAACAGAUUACCCUUGAAAUGUGAUUAAGCUGUCAAAGAAUCUCCUUAUUAUCAAGUAAAGCAUUCCUCUCUCUCUCUCUCUCUCUCUCUCUCUCUCUAUACAUCUUUACCAAAAGAAAGAACCUUUCACACAUACAAAAGUUCUCUAUUCCCUUCCCAUCUCUUCUUUUCACCAAAUCAUCCAAAAAAAUGCCGAAAAUUCGCGUUGAAAUCUGCCUGAUCUCAGCCCGCGGCCUCCGCCGUUCAUCAUCGCUCUGGAAACUCCAAUGGUUUGCUGUUGGAUGGAUCGAUUCCGAUCAGAAAUACUGUUCCAAGAUCGACAGCUCAGGAAGCUCCAACCCCACAUGGAAAACCAAGUUCGCUGCUUUGAUCGAUGAAUCUCAUCCGAAUUUGCAUGGUUUGUCACUUCACGUGGAAGUUUAUAGUAGAGAGCCGAUUUUCCUAAGAGAAAAGCUUCAUGGGAUCGCAACCGUCAGUUUGAAAGAGUUCUUUGUGAAGUUCGCCACGAUUUCAGAUGGCCCACGAUCGGACGUUGAAGAGGUAGGUAGCUUCCAGCUACGAAAGAAGAAAUCCGGCAAGCCUCGGGGAUUUGUCGAUGUCUCUGUUCGGGUGUUGGAAGAGGGAGAUGGUGUUUCUUCAUACUCAGGUAAGGAGGAAGGAGGAUUUCAGCUCUCAGAUCAUAAAACUAACUUUUCUGUACCUAUAGAAAGUGGGCCACUUCCAUCCUAUCCAACAGCCCGACCAUAUCAACCGUCCAAUAGUGGGCCACUUCCAUCCUACCCAACAGCCCAACCAUAUCGACCGUCCAUCGGUCGGAUAGAAAAUUACCCACCAAAUAGUUUUCCCUAUGCUCAACCAACACCUUAUGCUCAACCGACACCAUUUCCGGCGAACUACUCGAAUCCAACCACUCCCGGAACAAGUUAUCGACCGCCUCGCACUCCGCCGCCGCCGCCGCCUCCUUCAAAUGUCGGCUUUCUACCUACAUUUCUUCCAGGAACAGGCCAAUUGCCGCCGGAUCACUACAUGAACAUGCCAUCAUCUAAUGCUGCCGGACGCGCUGGCGGGCCCGGUUUCGGAAUGGGAGUCGGCGCCGGAGCACUGGCAGCUGGUGCAGUGAUCUUCGGCGAUGAUUUUAUGUCAGGUUUCGAUUUCCCGGCGGGCCUCCAAGGUGGUAGUCUUACUAUAUCGACUGAUCCUCCAUUUUAGUAUUAUGUAAUUAUCCACUCUAAUGCCAUCCAGAUAUUGUCUAAUCAUUACAAGAUUAUGGUUGUGAUUAUUGUAAUACCAUGGCAUUAAUAAGUACAAUGGAAGUUUGUUUCGAUUG
Messenger RNA from Magnolia sinica, 1585 nucleotides. RefSeq lists its product as uncharacterized. The record is from RefSeq and is a predicted model, not a curated record. The transcript has 2 exons. Gene Ontology annotation, biological process: defense response. Lineage: Eukaryota; Viridiplantae; Streptophyta; Magnoliopsida; Magnoliales; Magnoliaceae. The coding region runs from base 448 to 1467 and encodes 339 amino acids.